UUACGUGCUGCCUUACAGGAAUUCUGUCGUUAUUCUGAUCUCGAAUCGCUUGAAAAAGAUGAGAAUCUUCAUCUAAAGCGUAAAUUCAGCAGUGAUCAUGUCUGCCGGCCACCAUACGGACCGGGAACUGGACCUGUCCAACGCCGGACGGGGCGUGUGGCUCGUCAAGGUGCCCAAGUACAUCGCGGCCCGCUGGGACAGGGCGCCGGGCAGCAUGGACGUCGGCAAAUUGCGAAUCGCCAACAGGGUGCAGGGACAGAAGUCGUCCAACGUGUCGCUGACGCUGAGCCAGGCCGUGCUGGCCAUGAAGGACGAGGACAAGCCCAAGGGCAGCCCCGACAGCGCCGAAAUCCCGCGCGACCACACGCUCGACGUGUCGACCGUCACGCACCAGGCGCUCGGCGUCUUCUCGCACCAGACGCCCUCCAAUUGCAACGACGUCGUGCCCGAGAGCGAGAAGCUGGUCUUCGAGGGUCAGAUCGUGCAGAAACUCGAGUGCAGGCCGCAGGCCAAUUCCAAGUACAUGAGCCUCAAGCUGGAGGCCAUCCGCAAGGCAGCCAUUCCCAAGAGGGUAGUCAAGCAGCUCGACAGGAUCGUGCAGAAUUAUAAACCAGUUUCCGACCAUAAGCACAAUAUCGAGUACGAGGAGCGGAAGAAGGCGGAGGGGAAGAAGGCGCGUGACGACAAGGAGGCUGUGCAGGAGAUGCUGUUCUCGGCGUUCGAGAAGCACCAGUACUACAACAUCAAGGACCUGGUCAAGAUCACGCGCCAGCCGAUCGUGUACCUGAAGGAGAUCCUCAAGGACGUGUGCGUGUACAACCUGAAAAACCCGCACAAGAACAUGUGGGAGCUGAAACCCGAGUACCGCCACUACAAGGUCGACGAAGCCGCCCCCUCCACCUCCACCUCCAACGACUGAACUUACCUUACUGACUUUUCUAAAUAAUUCUUCGUGCGCGACAGUGAGACAACUGCAAAUCGAUUCCGAUAUAUUUACAUGCAAAUUAUCGAAUAAAUAAAUUUGUCAUAACCAUAA
Messenger RNA from Cloeon dipterum, 1036 nucleotides. It is a transcript of the gene TfIIFbeta, whose product is annotated as transcription factor TFIIFbeta. The coding region runs from base 98 to 919 and encodes 273 amino acids. Gene Ontology annotation, cellular component: transcription factor TFIIF complex. NCBI's taxonomy places the organism in Eukaryota, Metazoa, Arthropoda, Insecta, Ephemeroptera, Baetidae. The transcript has 5 exons. The record is from RefSeq and is a predicted model, not a curated record. Gene Ontology annotation, biological process: transcription initiation at RNA polymerase II promoter; transcription by RNA polymerase II.